UUAGAUGUACCACUCAUGAGAAGCUUAAUUCAUAUGGAGCAGGCGAAUAAUAAAAGUUCAGAGGACGAUGUGGUGGCUCCAGUGGGUAAUAACAAAGAUUAUGUUGUGCUGAAACCGUCGUUCAAUACAGCCAUCAAGUGCUUGAAAUGCGACAAAGUGUUUAUAUUUCCCGCGAACAGAGAUGACUGCCUAGCGCACCUGUAUCUCGAGCAUCGUCUGGUCAUUGCGGAUGUGGAUGACAUUGCGCUGCUGGAGGAUUACUUGCAGUAUUGGGAAAAGGAGUUUCAGGCUCAUGAAUUCGAACAGUACUGCACAACUAUGUUUCUGGAUCAACUGCCUGACGGAAGCUACGCCAAGAAUGAGAAAUACUAUCUGCUCUGUGAUAUAUUGCCGCAGGACUUUGAGCUACGCAAGCGGCUCCAGGAACAGCGGUUGAGUGCAGCUCUAGUGCGUCAUCAGUUUGAGCUGACGGAUCGCACGUUCAGCAAGGAAUGCCUAUUCUGUCGUACUGUAAUUAAAGGACUGCGGGCUGAUUACUUGGAUCAUCUAUUUGACAAGCAUUUCUUGCUUGUGGGCAAGCCCGAAAAGCUAGUUUAUGUGGACGAGCUGCUCGAGCAAUUGGAAGAAAAUUUAAAUAGAUUAUUAUGCCUGUAUUGCGAAAAGACAUUUAAGGAUCGACCCACGUUAAAGGAGCACAUGCGUAAGAAAGGCCACAAGCGUAUAAAUCCCAAUCGCCGCGAGUAUGACAAAUUUUUCCUGGUCAACUAUAAUCGCACUACGUCGCCAAAUUCGCAUCGAAAACAACAAAGACAGAAACGUAAAUCUCUCGGCGAAGACAAUGCCAGCGUGGACUUCGACAAGCAUUUUGCUCGCCAAGACUCCGAUGCAGAACAUGAUUCGGAUUGGUCAGAUUGGGCAGGAGACGGAGAACCCAAUGCCAUAAAGUGCUUGUACUGCGCCCAGGAAGAAGCUCAGUUUGGCACAUUGAAAGAACACAUGCUUGAGAAGCAUGGCUUGGAUUUUGAGUCAGUGACCAAUUCCUUGAACUUUUAUCAAAAGAUUAAAAUUGUCAACUUUGUGCGGCGACAGCUGUGCUUGAUGCGUUGUGUGUCCUGUGAUCUACAAUUUGACAGUUUCGAACUUCUUGCCGAACACAUGGCUGCGGAGUCGCAUUGUGGUAUCGGCGAGCGUACUAAGUGGGAUAAACCAGAAUUCUUCUUCCCGUAUAUGGAAAACGAUGGUCUUCUAUGCGUACUCGAUGAUAGUAACGGCGAUGAUGUGGAUUCUGAUGUAGUGCGCAUCAUAUCAGAGGAUAGUUUGGCCCAAAUAAACAAGGAUGCAGAGCGUUUGUCUUUAGAGAACUUCACAUUAUAAGUUGUCGUAAACUGUGUUUCAAAAACAUCUAGAUUUAUUAAAAAUAAUCAACAAAUUACAAACUUUCA
This is a messenger RNA of Drosophila nasuta, 1442 nucleotides long. Its product is annotated as zinc finger protein 277. The record is from RefSeq and is a predicted model, not a curated record. NCBI's taxonomy places the organism in Eukaryota, Metazoa, Arthropoda, Insecta, Diptera, Drosophilidae. Bases 16 to 1374 code for a protein of 452 amino acids. The transcript has 4 exons.